AUGGAGCCCCCAAAGAGGAAGUCAUUAUUUUGCAAUUGCUUUCCAUCAGCACUGCUGCUUUCUGCUGUUCUCUUUAUUGGGAGUGCAUUCCUAGUCACCGAUUAUAAAGAGAGGUUUUUGGGGUGUCAAAUGUUUUACAAUAUAAAGGCCACAAAAUCUAAGAUGUGUGAGAAUCAGUGCAGACCUGAAGGAAGUGAGACCUUGCCUAAAGGGAUUGUUUCUAUAACUACUGAUUUGGAGAUGCGGCCACUGUGGGGUCGUCCAAAGAAGAAGCCCAAGUCACCAAUGAACCUGUUGGCAAUUGCAGUUGGAAUAAAGCAGAAACACAAUGUAAAUGAAAUGAUUAAAAAGUUUCCAUUGACCGAUUUUGCCAUCAUGCUUUUCCAUUAUGAUGGUAACGUGGAUCGCUGGAAAGAGUUCGAAUGGAGCAAUUAUGCCAUACAUGUUUCUGCUAUUAACCAAACUAAGUGGUGGUUUGCCAAGAGGUUCUUACAUCCAGAUGUUGUUGCACGGUAUGCCUAUAUUUUCCUUUGGGAUGAAGAUCUUGGAGUUGAAAACUUCCACGUUGGGAGAUAUCUCUCAAUUAUUAAAGAGGAAGGGCUUCAGAUUUCACAGCCAGCAAUUGAUCCUGAAAAAUCAGAGGUCCAUUACAAAUUUACGGCACGAGAGUUAAACUCCACAGUACACCGAAGGACUAUAAACCUACGUGGUCCAGGCAGGCGGUGCUAUGAAGAUAGCACUGGUCCUCCAUGCACGGGGUUUGUGGAGAUGAUGGCUCCUGUUUUCUCAAGGGAAUCGUGGCGUUGUGCUUGGUACAUGAUUCAGAAUGAUCUUGUCCAUGCAUGGGGCCUCGACUUCCAGCUUGGUUACUGUGCACAGGGAAAUCGAAUGGCAAAUAUUGGGAUUGUCGACUCUGAGUACGUAGUCCACUUUGGUCUACCCACUCUUGGAGGUUUGGCAUCAGACAAGGCUAACGGUGAAGACAAAGGCCAAUUGUCUCUAAAUAAAGUGUUGCCUGACCAAAGGCAAAAGGUACCAUCUGAAACAGAUCAAUCUGAUGGUAGAAAUGCUGUACGAAAGGAGUCCUAUAUUGAAUUAGAGAACUUUAAGAAUAGAUGGAAGAAGGCUGUAAGAGAAGAUGAAUGUUGGUUAGAUCCCUUUCAGCAGCCAGUAAAGCAGAAGUGA
This is a messenger RNA of Fraxinus pennsylvanica, 1185 nucleotides long. NCBI's taxonomy places the organism in Eukaryota, Viridiplantae, Streptophyta, Magnoliopsida, Lamiales, Oleaceae. The record is from the annotation of a GenBank genome assembly.